ACGAGCCUUUUGGGUAAAAUUUGUGUCUUUUCUCGUGAUUGUUAGUAGGCGCUUUGUAAUUAGCAGUAGAGCCGCAGUUGCAUAGUAUGCCAUGGCAUGUAUCAGUUGCGAGGUAUGCUUAUCGCAGUCCAAGGAGGCGUAUCUGGAUAUUUUCGCCGAAGAGCACUCCGGCAAACAAAUUGCCCUGAUCAUUCAGAAGUAUCUCUGGUUCGAAGUCAAACCAGUGUCGGAAGCCAGUAAACGCUGCAUCUGUUCCAGUUGUUGGCUUUCCCUCGAGCAGUUUCAUGAUUUCUACACCGAAAUUCAACGAGCCCAAGCGUUAGCUUUUGUGCAUGGCACCGAUGCGGCCACACCUGCCGGAACAGUACCGGAUUGCAUCGUGGAAGAAUGUGCCGCAAGCAAGAUUCAUACCGAGUUCUACGAGGUGAAAGUAGAACCAACCGAUAACGUCUCGGAAGGAGUUAACGAAGAAGAAGGGGAAGAUAACUGUACAGAGAAACCCUUAGCGUGUGUGUUUGUGAAAUGUGAGGGGCUCGUUGCACCGGAUCCAACGGCACAGUCCGAUCACGAAGAAGUAGACAUUUUGCAGGAGCAGCAGGAGCAACAACAGCAGCCACAGCCGCCACCGACUGAGGAAGAUCAAUCCGUUGAUUCAUCAGACGCUUGCUCUACGGCUGGCGAAGGAACGUCGAAACCGAAACAAACGAGAAACGCCGUCACUAGUCAGGACUCAAAGAGACGAAAAGUGGAAGACCAGAAAAAGGAGGAUGAAGAAUUGCUGCGCUUCUACAAGCGGAUAGUAUGCGAGACGUGUGACAACCAGCGGAUGAUGGCCGGAGAACCACAGAUAGAUUACGGCACCUGGAGGGCGCUGCUAAGGCACACGAAGGAGUGCCAUGGGCACGACAAAAUCUACGUCAAGUGCCCCGUUUGCGAGGUGAAACUGCGGACCAAAUUUAACCUGCUGCAGCACAUGGAAAUGCACGAGAAUCCGGAAAAGUAUCGCUGCAAGCUGUGCUCCGAGGUGCACCAGAACAUGAAGGAACACAUGCAGAACAAACACCAGGAGCGACAGUUUUGCUGCGACGUGUGUGGCAAGAAGUUCCCGUUCAAGAAGCGGCUCACGGUGCACAUCAAGAAGAUGCACGUGGAGAAGGAUAUUAUCUGCGAUCAGUGCCAGAAACCCUUUACUCGGUAUACGAUCGAGGACCAUCGGCGAUCGGUGCAUACGGCACGGUUCGUGUGCGAGCACUGUCCCAAAACGUUCAACAGUCGGUUUCGGUUACGGCAGCAUAUGGAGGAGCACGAUGAAAGCUUGCGCAACUCCACAUCCGUCCCGUGUACGGUAUGCGGACAGGUGAUGCGCGACAAGUAUAUUCUUAGUCGGCACGUAAAACUGAUGCAUACCGUGCAGCCGCCCGUGAGUUGCAAUACGUGCGGUAAAACGUUCAAGUGUAAACGCAACCUAUCGGUGCAUAUGGCCAACGUUUGCCUUGAACCGACGCGCCUCUUCCCGUGCACGAUCUGUGGUAAACAGUUUCGGCGCAAAAACAAACUGAAGGAGCACAUGUCGACGCACACUGGGAGACCGCUGUACAUGUGCUCGUUCUGUCCGGAAACGUUCCGCCAGGAUACGCAUCUGUACUACCACCGGAAGAAUGCGCACUACGAGCAGUGGCUGGAGAUGCAGAAGCAGCGAAAGGAAGGGGUACGGUUUCGGUUGAACGAAUUGUCGUAACUCGGCCCUGACGCCCGUUGAUUCACCCUCUACUGUGGACUCUCUGGAACCCUCUGGGGGUCUAUUCCAUGCGUAAAAUGUUGUUCAAAUCGUCAAACUUUUUAAAAUGUUUAUGGCAUCACAUAAGUUUCUUUUAGUUUACAAUCCUGUGCAAUAACGUCUAGACCAAAAAAUCUUCAAUUGAUGAUGCAGCUUUUGUUAAAUUGAAAAGUAGUACUGACAUAUUUUAGUAAUUUUUUUUACAAACAUGACUUAAUUGAUAGAUUGUAAAAUAAUUUUAAGAUUCUUUUCAGACUUUUCUGCAAACUUAAAAAAAAUCAUGCUAUUAUGGACCGUUUGGUUCCUUAUCUUCUGUAAUAUA
Anopheles aquasalis is the source of this 2099-nucleotide messenger RNA. RefSeq names its product zinc finger protein draculin-like. NCBI's taxonomy places the organism in Eukaryota, Metazoa, Arthropoda, Insecta, Diptera, Culicidae. Gene Ontology annotation, molecular function: zinc ion binding; sequence-specific DNA binding; DNA-binding transcription factor activity, RNA polymerase II-specific. Gene Ontology annotation, cellular component: nucleus. The record is from RefSeq and is a predicted model, not a curated record. Gene Ontology annotation, biological process: regulation of transcription by RNA polymerase II.